Cladocopium goreaui is the source of this 1193-nucleotide messenger RNA. NCBI's taxonomy places the organism in Eukaryota, Dinophyceae, Suessiales, Symbiodiniaceae. The record is from the annotation of a GenBank genome assembly.
GUUUAAAAAAACGUCGAAUCUUCGGCCGCGCCUCGACGACUCGACGACUCGCCAUGGUGCAUCAUGUGGUGGCCGCCAUCGCCACGGGCAUUGGCCUGCUGACGGACAAGUACAUGCUGGGCGCCACGAACUUUGUGGAACACUAUGCCCAUGACUUCCACGCCACGGACGCUCAGAAGGAUUUCGUGAAAGCGGCCAUGUAUGGCGGAGCGAUUUUGGGCAUGAUCGUCAUGGGCCCUUUGUCUGACAUCAUCGGAAGACGUGCUGGAUUGAUUCUGUGUUCCCUCAUCACGCUUUGCGGUGCUCUUCUGAGUAUGUUUGCGUGGUGCGAGAAUGCCUUGAUCGUUGCCCGCAUCAUCACCGGUAUCGGCAUGGGCGGUGAGUACCCUUUAGCCUCCUCCCACAGCGCCGAAAGUUCCGAGAGCACCAACGAUGGCGCGAAAAACGUGGCGCUGCUGUACCUUUUCGGCUCCGGUGGUGGGCAGGCCUUGUGCCCCUUGGUGACCUACAUCAUGGACGUCGCGGGUGUGCCCGAUGAGAUGCUCUGGCGUGGCAUCUUCGCCGUAGGCUCCGUGCUGUCGCUGCUGGGUUUGGGGCUUCGCAUUGUGGCGACCAAGGAUAGUCAAAAGUUCAAGGCGAGUCGUGAAGAUUCGAAGGCGAGCAAAGAGUCCACGCGAAGCUUGCUGCGACCCUACUGGAGGCCUUUGUUCGGCACUGCUGGGGCCUGGUUCCUCUACGACGUCGUGGAGUACGGCCUGAAGCAAAAUGAUGCAGCCAUUUUCGAUGCCAAUCAUGAUGGGGACUAUAGCCAGAGCGUGUUAGCAGUCUUUUGCACUCGGAUGCUGGUGAUUCCCUCGUUGAUCGUGGCACCGUGGUUGCUGACGAAGAUCUCCAGCCGGAAGGUGCAGGUCGUGGGCUUUCUGGGCUGUGCCUUGUGCAACCUCGGCUUGGCCUUGGGCUAUGGACCCCUGAAGGAGAUUUCCAUCUUGUUCAUUGGGCUCUACAUUGUGCAGCUGUCAUUCCAGAGUUUGCCAGGUGUCACCACCAUGGCCAUCAGCGCUGAGAUCUUCCCCAGCAUGGUACGAGGCACGGGCGCCGGCAUCAGCGCGGCCUUUGGCAAACUGGGCGCGACCAUCGGAUCCUAUGCAUUUUCGGAGCUGAAGAACUUGGGUGUCUGGGCUGUUUGGGUAUAG